AUGGAUCCAGAGGUGCUGAGUGCGUUGGAAGCAUGAGAAGUCUCUUGGAAUGUUUUGAGAGGAAAGAAUGUCCUGAGGUACUGCCAAGUGAAGUGUGUGUGAAUGCAUCUCUGGGGAGAAGGGAUCUGUGCUUUUGCUUGGGUCACUUUCCCUGUUCCAGUUGCGUGGUAUUGACUGUCCAACCGUGACCAGAAGGAAAACCCCCUUCUGCAUGUGCCUACCUUUUCCACCCCACACUUUUUCAUCCCUGAAUUCGCAGCCUUUUUAGGGUCAUAGUCUAAUCGGAGCGAAGUUGAAAAUGCGGAGGACAGCCAAGGUCUCUUGGCACUCACUUUGGACAAAGAGCGGGGAAUUCUGAAUGUUUAAGACCUCGGGCCUCCACUGGAAGACAAAGAAAAAAGGAAAUGAAACACACCAUAAAGAAGAUAGUCUAAAUAUAGCUUUUCUAUGGAGAUAUGCGCAUAUUUGUGCACAGGUGACAGCAACACACGCUUUGUGCAGAAACAGAAGAUGCCCCAAAUAAAGGCAAUUUAGUAAUAUGCACACAUUCUCACAACCCCCUUGUGAUGUGCCUAGCAUGGCCAGGAGAGAAAGGCUUGGCAAAGUUGGACUUUGAUUUGAAAGUGGCGCCAAAUGUAAUUUCUAUAAUACCCAGAGAAACACACAACAAAAACAUUCUAUUAAGGUUACAACACUUUGUAGAUGGAAGCCCUUGUGGAUGCUGCGUUAAAAUGGUUUAUUCUACUUUCCCUUAAAAAAAAUAUUUUUUGGGGGGGGAGGUAAACAGUUUACUUAUCCAGGUAAGGAGAGAUUUCAUCUCAACCAAUGCAGAAUUUGAACCAUGUUCUGUUUCAACAAUAUUCAAAGAACAAUGGUCCACAAUAUUAAGGGAAGCUGGGCAAGUUACAUCCCACAUUAUUUCCAGCUUCUUGGUAGCCUGCUGGUUCUUAGUGAGAUGGAGUCAUCCCCAUACUCUCCAGCUUUUCUCCAGUGAAAAUAGGGACAUCCUAAGGAUCAUAUCAGAAACAGGGAUGGAAACUUGGAGAGUCUGCAUUCCUUAACAAAUGCACUCCAUUUAGAAUGCUUAGGAACACGGGGAGCUGCCUUACACAGAGUCAGACCAUUGGGCCAUUUGGCACAAUACUGUCCAGACUGACCGUGAGGAGCAAUUCAGAAUUUCAAGUAGGAGUUUGGAAAUGCUGGAGGAUGGACUCAGGACUCGCUGCCUGCUAAGCAGAUGUUCUACCACUCAGUUUGGGAAAGGAGAUUCUUCCAUCUCAAUGCUGAUGCUUGGAUGUUCAGUUGGAAGCACUCCCACAACGACAACAAGGGGCUGUAGCCAACAAUUUUUUUCUAAACCACCUGAAAUUAAUAGAUCUAAGUCCGUCAUGUUCCUUAAUUUCUUUGUAGGAAUAAUAGUGAGGUAGGAGAGCUGAGAAUAAUGCCAAUAUAUUUCACAUCUGGCAACCAAUGCGCCCCUUGGGUUUCAGAUAAAAUAUGGGCAGACAAGUCUAAGAAGCCUGGGACACAAAUUUUCACUGCCCUCUAGCGGCUGUGGUGCCUUAUUUACCAGAAGUAAUGCAUUUAGUGUUAAUUCUGGAGGUGUAUACUCAAUGCUGACUAAACUAAGCCUCUGGAAAGGAGAGUGGCAUGUCCCCAUGUCCAACUGAGGUUUGUCUGCAUCCAGUUGUGCCAACAAAGCUCAGCAGGUUCACAAGGGGUUCCAAAUUCAACAGGCUGGUUUGUGGGUUAGCUUGGAGGCAAUGCCCAAUUCAUCAAGGUCAAGAUCUUAAAUUUCCCGGAGAUUUUUCACUGGUCAGUGUUGCAGCCCUAGUUGGGCAUGUGAUUGUGGAGAGCCUUUGCCCUGCAAGGAGUUGCUGUAAUAAAGCAUGAAAGCGGCUCAUUGCCAAACAGAACAGAACGAGGUGCUAAGUCUAGUGUCUGUCAUUUUUAUGCACAGAACGCUUUUCUGCAACUGGGAGUCUUCAUGGUUAAAUGCUACAACCUGCUGUUGAGUUCAGGCAUUGCACAUUCUCUGCCCCAUCUCCCUAUGUAUGUUUUAAAGGAGCUUUUAGUUCACCAAAAUAGCUAAAUUUCCCCACAGUGUUUGUCGUACAAUCCUGAACACAAUUUCAGGUGGACUACAACUUCUGUCAUCGUUGACAUGCUGGUUAUUUGAUUAUUAAUGUAAAUCUAUUUUGUAUAGUUAAGUUUUUACCUCUUUCUUCAGUACAUUUUAUUUUAUUUUAUUUUAUUUUAUUUUAUUGCUAUGGCUAGUGGCUGAUGCAAAUAAAGAUUCUUCUAAUUUGGGGCAGAUGAGAGUCUGCAGGGCCACAGACCUUUGUUCUAGGUAUUUUGUGGGAAUAGCUUCUGAGUAAACUUUGCAGCUGUUAGGCUGCCAAGCAAUCCAGUGCACAUUUACCGUAUUUUUUGCUCUAUAAGAUGCACUUUUCCGCUCCUAAAAAGUAAGGGGAAAUGUGUGUGUGUGUUAUGGAGUGAAUGCAGGCUGCGCAGCUAUUGCUGCGCACUGAUCCCUCUUGCUCUUCUGGCUUCUGGGAUAGCCACACAAAGCCUCCAGAGCGCUCCUUCGCUCAAGAGGUUUUGCGUGGCUUUCUUGUUUCUUGUUUUCCUCCUAGGUGCCUCUUAUGGUCGGGUGUGUCUUAUAGAGCGAAAAAUACGGUACUUUGGCUGUAAACAAAGAAGGCUUCCUUCUGAGUAAAUAUUAAUAGUUGUGCUAUAAAAUUCUGUUUUUCAGAUCUCCUUGCUGGCAUUCUGGAGGGUGUACACCAAAACUAUAGCUCUGCAAGAGGCAAACUUCAGUUCCCAGGAGCCUUUGAGGGAAGCAGUGUGCUUUAAAUGUAUGGCAUGGACUAUCUGAUGAUAAGCGCCGGCUCCCUCGGCCUGAAAGCAGAGAUGUGCACUACACCCCAUAGUCAAAUUCAACUGGAUGUAACCAUCCUCGGGUUCUUUACCUUUUACUUUUAUUACUUCCUGUGAUCUGGACACUAUGUUUCUGUUGAUGUAGCGUAGAGUCACUUUGGAGAAUAAAAGACAUGGUGGAAACAGUACUUUAAGAAAAAGGGUUUAUUCAGCUAUUUACACCUUCAGUCUGCAUGGAGGAAGUCCAGCUCUUACGGCAUGGUCAGUUCAAGAGGCAGCAGUGCAGGCAUACAGCCUCUCUCUCCAAGAUGGAGCUCUCCUUCCCCCUUCUUCCUCCCCAAACCCCUUGCUGUCCCCCAGAGCAGGUACCCUGGCAACCUCCCAAAUCCCCAGUGUUCAUUCACAUCUAGGAGCAAGAGAGAAGUUCCCUUGCAUUGUUAAUGGCCCCUAUUGUACUCUUAAUAGCCACAGAUCAGCCAGGUUAAUUUGCAUAAGCCAGCCCAGGAAUUCCCUGUCUGGAACAGCUCUGCAGUUUAUGUUUUAAUCCAUAUCCCAAUUGAUCAAAAUACUAGCAUUUAUUCAUUCCUAGGGUUUGGGGGGGACUCCCCCCCAAUCUAUUACACUAGCACUAGCUUUGCUGCUGCAUCACACUAUUGACUCAUGUUAAGAUCGUGGUCCACCAAGACCCCUAGAUCCUUUUCACAUGUACUGCUAGUAAGCCAGGUGUUCCCCAUCCUAUAUUUGUGCAUCUUGUUCUUCCUUCCUAUGUGCAGAGCCUGACAUUUGUCCUUACUGAAAUUCAUUUUGUUAGCUGGGGCUCAAUGUAGGGUUGCAAAAAAGAGGAUACAUUUGCCAACUUCUGCUUUUAACUAGGGAUCGCUAUGAUUACCCAUGAAAAAGAGGGCAUGUCCUGGACAAAUGGCAACCCUAAAUUCUGAUUCUUUCUUCUGUGGCAUUAGCUACCCUCCCGGUUUGGUGCCAUCUGCAAAUCUGAUGAGCAUUCCCAUUGCUCAUCAGAGCUUGCUCCCUAUACAUUUCUAAAAUACUGUGGGCUGAUCUUCCUACCAGCCUAUCAGACCUAGAGGCUGUCAGCAGCCCAGCAGCUACAGAGGGGGUGACCUCACAGAGGACCAGCUAAGCAAAAGAAGGUAAUGUACCCAUGACCUCAUAGAGCCCAUGGGGUGGGUUAAGCUGCUCCUCCCAAAUAGCUACCCAGUAAAAGGAAGCCACUGAGACUCUCUCAUCAGAUACUGGGAGUUAAUGAAGUGGAUAAUUUAAGAAUUGGACUUGAAGGACCCUGUCAGGGUGAGUGAGGAGCCAAGCAAAGACCACUUCCCCUCCUUUCAAUUCCCUCCUCCAAAUGACCCCUGGGCUGGUUAUGGAUGUGGGAAAACACACUAGCUCCACCAUGACAAAGCCUCCUGGUUUUCUCCCUCCAUGUUUCCCAAUGAACUGUAUUUCUUAAGAAACCAAACCAAACCCGGAAAGAGAAAGUGUGUUUUGACAUGCAGUGUCCUAACACCUUGAACGACUUUCCCAAGCAGUUGUUUUUUCCACAGUCAAUAUAUGGGAGUCCUUUUAGAAACCUAUUCGACAUGAAUAGGUUUUUCCUAGUUCUUCCAGUAACAUAUUCACAUAUGGUUUUGUCCUCAGAGCUUCCUUGCAAUGUCAAAUUCAAGAGACUUUUUUUUGGGGGAAGAAACAGCAGCCGUGUAGAAGGCAAAGUAAAGGGGGGAUGGGAUGAAAAAAACCCCAAACUCUAUACUUUACAGAGUUGUUAUUGUAAUUCACCAGAUCUUAACCUAUUAAAGUAUUUCCCGAUUUUUAAAGACUUUUUUCCCAACAAAGCCAUUUUGUCAUGGGAGAAAAGGUCAAAUUUAUAUUUUUUUGAACAUGUGAUGCCAUUUUGUUCAAACUGAUGUUAUUUUUUCAAUAGUAUCUCGAAUAGUAACAUAUUUAGACCCGAGUGCCACCCAUCUUUCUUGCAGGGCUACAUAGGAAUAUUCCAAGGUAGCCCAAUUUGGACAGUUAUUUUCAGUUGUGGGUCUCCAGAAUUGUGUAAAGGUAAAGGGUAAAGGGACCCCUGACCAUUAGGUCCAGUCGUGGCCGACUCUGGGGUUGCGGCACUCAUCUCGCUUUACUGGCCGAGGGAGCCAGCGUACAGCUUUCGGGUUAUGUGGCCAGCAUGACAAAGCUGCUUCUGGCGAACCAGAGCAGCGCACGGAAAUGCCGUUUAUCUUCCCGCUGGAGCGGUACCUAUUUAUCUACUUGCACUUUGAUGUGCUUUCGAACUGCUAGGUUGGCAGGAGCAGGGACCGAGCAAUGGGAGCUCACCCCGUCAUGGGGAUUCGAACCGCCUACCUUCUGAUCGGCAAGUCCUAGGCUCUGUGGUUUAACCCACAGCACCACCCGCGUCCCCCAGAAUUGUGUACCUGACAUUAAAUAUGCUUGGAGAUACAGUUCUAAAUCUGGGAUCCCAAAUCCUACUUGAUCAAUUUUUGCAUUGUUUGAAUAGAUAUUCUUGGAACUGAAGAGCCCCAUAUGUAUUUUUAUUUAUUUAUUUUAUUCAAAAUUAUAACAAUACAUAUUAUCCAAAAACAUAAACAUAUCAUCCUUGUCCCCCCCCAUUUUUCCUUCCUCCCCCCUCCCACACUGUCAGCUUUCCAGCUGCUUCGUGUUGCUGCUUUCAGCAGAGAAAGCAUUCCAGGCAGCCAGCCAUAAAUUUCACUCUUUAUUGCCUCCCGACUCAAUUACAGGCAGAAAUAAACAAAGUGAUCCGACUUCCAUGACGCCUUGCUCCAACUAGCGUCUUUUCUCCCUUGCUCCCCCCAGCACAGCGAUCUGCCUGGCCCCUUCCGUCUUUCCCUGUGACAAGGAGCACUCUUUCUCAGAAGUAGCCCCUCCAGCUCAGACUCACUCUCCUCUUCUCUCUCCUCUGAGGACGAAAAACUGCUAAUCAGAGGGGAUCGUUCUCUAUAUCAUCCCUUUCUUUCCUCCCUCAUUGCCUGCAGUUCCCUGACACACACAACCCCCCACCCCGACUUCCCUCAGUUCCAGUCUUUGGUUUCUCUAAGAAUGCUGUUUUCUGCAUGUUACAAAGUUGUAUAGAUCCUCAAACUAUUUAGCUGAUUAUUAUCAAUAAAAGGUUUGUGAAUGUUUAUUCAAAACCUGCCAAGGAGUCCAGUUUGCUUCGAUGCGUCUUCAGAUACUUUGUAAAGGGUUCCCAUUCAUCCUUAAAGUCACAGUUAUCCUUGUCCCGUAGCUUAUAUGUCAAUUUUGCCAGUUCUGCAUAGUCCGUCAAUUUUUGUUGCCAUGAUUCUUUAGUUGGAGUUUCUUCAGUCUUCCAUCCUUGUGCUACCAGAACUCUCACGGCAGUUGUCGCAUACAUGAAGAUGUUUUUUCAGCUUUUUUGGCAGGUCUUUCUCUACAAUCCCCAACAAAAAUGCCUUGGGUUUUUUAACAAAUGUUAAAUGGAACAUUUUCUUCAAUUCGUUGUAAAUCAUUUCCCAAAUUUUUUUAAUUACCUUACAAUCCCACCACAUAUGAUAAAAUGUCCCCCCCUUUUCCUUACACUUCCAACAUAUAUUUGAACUAGUUUUGUACAUUUUCCCUAGCUGCACUGGUGUUGUGUACCAUCUGUACAUCAUCUUCAUGUAAUUCUCCUUCAAUAGGGAACAGUCUGUAAAUUUUUAGUCAGUUUUCCAUAAUUUAACCCAAUCUUCCAUCAUAAUGUUAUGCCCUACAUCUUGUGCCCAUUUAAUCAUAACUGAUUUUACCUCUUCAUCUUUCGUCUCCCAUUCUAAUAAUAUGCUGUAUGCGGCCUUCAGUAGUUUCACUUUCCUUCAAUCACUUCCGUUUGAAACCUAGAUCUAGUAUAACUAAAUCCUUUCUUGCUGUCUUCUUUAUGUGUUUCAUAUAGUUGUCGAUAAUGCAACCAACUCUGAAAGUGGUCUUUGAUCUCCUCAUAAUCUCUUAAUUUCCAUUUUCCAUCAUGUUCCUUUAAUAAAUCAGCAUAUGUGAGCCAUUUCCCUUUCUUUCCAAGUGGUUUGAGCAGUAAUGCUUCAUGUGAUGAAAGCCACCACGGGGUCUUUUGUUCCAAUAAGUCUUUGUAUCUCUCCCAUACUCUCAUUAGUGAUUUCCUGAUUAUAUGGUUGUAAAAACUUCUAUGAACCUUUCCUUUCCCGAACCAUAAGUAUGCGUGCCAGCCAAAUCUGUUAUCACGUCCUUCUAGUUCUAAUGCCUCUUGCUUAUCCAAUCUCAUCCAGUCCCUGAUCCAUACCAAACAAGCAGAUUCAUAAUACAAUUUAAGGUCUGGGAGGGCAAACCCGCCUCUAUCUUUUACAUCUGUAAGUAUUUUAUGUUUUAUCCUUGGCUUUUUGCCCCCCCCCCGAUAAAUCUUGAAAUCUCUUUCUGCCAUUUUUUAAAGCAUUCAUCUUUCAGGAUGACUGGUAUUGAUUGAAAAAGAAAUAGCAUUUUUGGCAGCACAUUCAUUUUAAUCGCCAAUAUUUUUCCUAACAUUGAGAGAUUCAUUCUGCUCCAUAUUUCUAAAUUUCUUUUUACCUCAAGCCAAAUUUUUCCAUAAUUAUUUUUAAAUAGGUUUAUAUUUCUUGAUGUUAACCAAAUCCCUAAAUAUUUAACCUUUUUAUGGACAUCAAUCUCAAUGUUUUGUUCUGAUUCGGUUCUUUCUUCUUCCUUCAUGUUUUUAACUAAUAAUUUAUUUUUAUUCCUAUUUAGCUUAAAUCCUGCCACUUCUGCAAAUGCAUUUCCUAAACAAAGAUUUAAUAUUUUGAAAGUAUUUGCUUGGUAUGUGAAUUGGAAUUUCUUUUAAGAUAUAAACUAGGUAUUAUGUUCAGUUUAAGAGCUUUGACUUUCCCCCAGAGGGUCUGGUUCAAUGACUGCUGUCUGUCGAUAUCCAUUGAUAAGUCAUGAUACAUUUUGUUGAUGUUUAACGAUGCUAAUUUAGAUAAAUCUUGUGGUAAUAAUAACACACGGUUGACUCAUGUUCAGCUUGUGGUCCACCAAGACCCCUGGAUCCUUUUCGCAUGUACUGCUACUUAGCCAUGUGUCCCCCAUCUUCUAUUUGUGCAUCUGGUUCUUCCUGCCUAAGUGCAGAACCUUCCCUGUUGAAAUUCAUUUCAUUAGCUUGGGCCCAGCUAUGGAGAGUGCCCAGCUAUGGGGCUGUACUGUUGAGUCUGGGUCAAGACAAAUAAGGACUUGCUUUACUAAACUAUAGUCACUCUUGUGUCUGCUUCUUCCUUGGCUCUCAUUCCCACACAGAACAACAUGCGUGUGAGCAGGGUACAGGGCCUCCUACUGGUGGCUGGCAUCUUGACUUACUUGCUGAUGGGUGCCCUCAUCUUUGAGCUUCUGGAGAAGGAUCACUACCUAAAAAUGGAAGAUGCAAUGUUUCAGCUGAAAGAGGAUUUUUUUUUGAACUACACCUCUCUCAGCCCAGAAGAGGUGGAAUUAGUCAUACAGGUAAGGCAUUACUUCAGCAAGACUGAAAGGGAUGACCGUGGCAUGACACCAGAGGUUAAGAGGUCAGAAAGUAUCUAUGGGGGGAAUACAGUUUAGGAGGUGGGAAUUGAGGUGGGGACAGAAUCAGUAAGCAGCAUAGAACCAUAAGGACUCACCCUUCCUACUAGCCAUUAUGGCUCUGUUCUGCCAACACUGUUGGGGGCAGCAUGGGCUUCUCUACACUGAGCUUUCCUCCACUCUUUCCAGGCAUGGCCAUGAUUUAAAGCUCCGUGUCUGAGCACCAUUUCGUUGCUCUGGGGCUUUCCACGUGAAAACCAGCUUGUUAACGGCAAUCCAUUGAAAACCCAAAUUGACUUUUGCUCCGAUUCAUCUAUAAAGAGCAGGUUUUUGUUAGUAUUAGUACUGUAUUUGUUGGGAAAUGUAUUUUGCAAAGAAUAAAUUAGGGAAAGGAGAACAUACUUCAUGUAGCAGCUGCAAAACAGGUGACUCCAAUCAAGGUCACAGAAAAGCUGAAUCAUUGCCACGGAAAACCCAAAUUUACAUUUCCUCCAAUUCAGUUGUAAAGAGCGGGUUUUUGUUAAUAUUUGUACAUUUGAACCUUGGUUGUGGAACUUAAUCUGUUCCGGUAGUCCGUUCGACUCCCAAAAUGGUUUGAAAACCAAGGCGUGGUUUCCGAUUGGCUGCAGGCACAUCCUGCACUCAAUCAGAAGCCGUGGAAGCUGUGUCAGACAUUUGGCUUACGAAAAACAUUCGCAAACCGGAACACUCACUUCUGGGUUUGCAAUAUUUGGGAGCCAAAAUGUCAGAGUACCAAGGCAUUAAAAAACCAAGGUUCAACUGUACUAUAUUUGUUGGGACACGUAUUUUAUAAAAAUAUAUUGGGAAAAGGAGAACAUACGUCAUGUAGCAACUGCAAAACAGGUGACUCUGUUCAAGGUCACAGGAAAGCUGAAUCAUUGUCUGGUAACUGCCUUGAAAAGUGUGUGCUUGUGCCUUAGAACAGAGGGUGGGAGAUGGGGUAGUCUCACCAUUGUUUGGUUGACUGAGAAUAUGGGAGAGCCAAUACUCCAAGCAGACUCUGUCCAGAAGAAUUUAGGAAGACAGGGAAGCCAAGGGGUAAUGAUUUAUGCAUUGCUACUAAAGUGUAUGUUUUUUGGAGCAAGAAGACCAAACCCUCUCUUGGACUCAAGGGAGAGAAACACUUAGUAUUGAACUUGAGAUAUAAACAACACAGCUUGUUAUAGUGUUGCCAUCAGUGUUAUUGGAGUGCGGCCUUUGCCUGGAAAGAGUGGAGGAAAAGUUGAGUGUGCAUAAGCCCUAUGCCUACCAGUUACUGGGGGUGACAAGUGAGGGGAGGGCUGUUGUGCUCAGGUCCUGUUUGUGGGCUUCCCAUGAGCACUGGGCUGGCCACCGGGGGAAGAACGUGCUGGACUGAUCUAGAAGAACUUCCCUUCUGAAUGCAUAGCGAUUUGGUAAUCAGAGGAGGGGCUAUUCUUAUUGUUGGAAUAUUCAAACUGAGUCUUGCCUUCAAUUGCAGAAACUGGUAAAAUAUGUUCAGAUGGGAGUAGAACCUAUAGGAAGACUUGGUGAUGAAGAAAGGGCCAGCUGGGAUUUCAGUACUUCUUUCUUCUUCGUGGGCACUAUGUUAUCCACAAUAGGUACUGUCAUUUGGUUCUGGCUUCUUCACGAAUAUAGUAUGCAGGGCAUUCAACUGCUCUCAGAUAAAUUGUGUAAAGCUGCAGGCUUUGCUUUUGCUCCUUCAUCAUCCUUCACAUCUCAUUUUUGUCUUUCCAUUUCUGGCCAAAUAAAUAGUUCAUUUAUUAUAUGCCCAACAAGACCAUUCCCUGAUUAGUUAUUUAUUCCCCACCCUUCUGGGGCCAACCCAUUAUUAAAACCACCCUGUGGAAAGUAGUUGGGCUAGGAAAUGAGUUCAAAUCCCACCUGGUGCAACUGACCCAAUGCCAGGUCUCCCAAUGCAAAUCCGUCCCUCUCAGCACAGCCCUAUGCAUUCAGUGGGACUUGCUCCCCAAUAUAUUUGCAUAGGAUUGCAACUUCUUUCCAGUUAGCUACAAAAUACACUCAAGAAACCACACACCCUUUUUGUCUGGAUGAAUGCCUUCAAUGCAGAAAACCAUGCACUGAAUGAGUGGGAGAACCUACCUUAUUAGCACUGUUUAAUCCAGAGCUUUCAAAACUUUUCAUGUUGGUGACACACUUUUUAUACAUGCAUCAAUUUGUGACACGGUAAUUCAGUUUUACUAGCAAGCUGGUGGUUAAACUAAGCCCUUUCCAGAGUUGGCAUGACCUACACACUGCAGCCAACACGCUAACAUGUUGCGACACACAGUUUGGAAAGCUCUGGUUAAGCUUUUUGGUGUGAAGCACAAAUUGGGAUUCCAAACAACAGAUUGAAGAACUAGGCCACAACCAACAAGAUGCAUUUCAAUAGGGGCAAAUGUAAACUUCUGCACUCAGGCAGGAAGAACCAGCUGCACAUAUAUAAGAUGGGGGACAUCUGGCUUACUAGUAGUACAUGUGAAAAGGAUCCGGGUUUUUGGUGGCUGCAUCAACUGAAGUAUUGUAUCCAGAUCAAGGGAAGCAAUAGUACCACUCUAUUCUGUCUUGGUCAGACCACCCCUGAAAUACUGUGUUCUGUUUUGGCCACCACAAUUUGAGAAGGAUUUUGGCAAGCUGGAACAUGUGCAGAGAAGGACAGCCAAGAAGAUCAAGGGUCUGGAAACCAAGCCUUAUGAAGAAUGGUUGAAGAGACUGACAGAAGAUAUGAGAACCAUCUUCAAAUAUCUCAAGGGCUGUCACAUGGAAGAGGGAGCAUGCAUGUUUUUUCUUGCUCUGGAGAAUAGGACUCGAGGCAACGGCUUCAAAAGACAAGAAAGAGAUUCCGACUAAACAUCAGGAAAAACUUCUGACAGUAAGAGCUUUCUGAUAAUAAGGGUUGUUUGACAAUGAAACACACUCCAUCAUGAGGUUGUGGGUGUUAGUUUCUGUGUGUUGCCACUGUGCAGUUGCUUGGAGUCACAAGACUCUGUUUUGCAUUCCAGAGAUUCCAUACUGUUGGAAGUCUCACGGGAGACGGGAGACAGAUGUGACAUUACUGGUUUCCUGUUCCUUUGUUUGUUCAGUUGCUCUCUGCUCUCACAGAGAGACGAUGUAUUUCUUUUCUGUCUCCAUAGCUUAGUAAUAAAACUCUUAGCAUGUAGCUCAUACUUCUCGUCCUUCCCUGUGCUGGAUACUCUGCGUAAUGGGAAUAUGCUUGGAGCCUUAUAAGAGGCUCAGGUCGUUAAUUACUGUCGGAGGCGAUUCCGGAGGAGCUUGGAGGAGCUCGGUCGAACGGAGAUUCCGACAUUUUUGGUUUUGGGCCCAGAAGAACAGAAUGCAGAUUAUCUUCUCUGCGUGUCAAGAAGAUUGAUGGGAGGUAGGUGCUCAUUACCCCGGGAAGCCUGCCAGUCCCUAAUUAAUUGGCAAUAAGGGUGGACUUUGAACUUCAAGCCAAAGCACUAACCGGCUGCGGCAGAAGGGUGCUGUUUGAAAUGCAGCUGCUGGGAAACAGACUUAGCUUGCUUUAAAGAUACAAUGGCCAAUCCAAAAGUACAGGAGGCUCUUCAAUUUGUGAUGGGGAUACCAAAGCUCUCAAAAGGGAAUUAUCAGGAAUGGGUGCAGUAUGCAGAAGCCCUGCUAAGAAAAGAGUGUCUGUUUAAUGUCAUAACAGACGCGCGCGCCCCAGCUCCAGUUACCCAAGAGUGGGAGGCUAAGGAUUCCAAAGCAAGGGGAACUCUAACGCUUAUUGUGUCCCCUGAAGAGUUUUGUCUGUUGCGUGACAAGGCCUCAGCCAAAGAGAUGUGGGACAGUCUCCAACAGUCACAUUUAAGAACAGAGGUGGGAGCUUCUUUGUUCUUUUAUGCCAAGUUGCAUGAUAUGGCACUUGCUGAUGGAGCAGAUGUACAUGCUCACCUCAUGGAAAUGCAGAAUCUAAGGCAUGAGUUGCAACAGCGUGGAAUCACUUUUCCAGAGGCUGUGUAUUCCUUCAUGAUUCUACAUUUUUUGGGUUCAAGUUGGGAAGCGAUUGCCAGCCAGCUUGCUGUUUUGCCUACUGCUCAGCUCACGGUAGUGCAUGCUACUGCUGUGGUGUUGAAUGAAGCGGAUCGGUGUAGUGCUAGCUGCAUCACUAAGGGGGAGUCCUCACAGACGUCAUCCCAGAAUGCAGUGCAACCACUAGAUGGUGCCAAAGCUUUGAAGGCAGUGAAAUGCUACUAUGUGGGCAUCUAGGCCACGUGAAGGGGGAAUGUAAACAUCCCAAUGCCAAGGCAACAGAGCAACGCAGCGAAAGUUCAACGUGUGGAAAAGGCAAAGGUCAGAAGUCCAGGACAAUGCAACACAAGACCAUGGUCUCACGCUACACUCCAAAGGUCCAGAAGACAUCUAGAUCUUUCUUUAUCAUAGACUUGGGAGCCACCCGGCACGUCUGCAAAGACAAACACCUGUUCGUGUCCAUUACUCUGCAGGAAGGUGCGGUUCACCAAGCGGAUGACCACAUGAUCUCCAGUCAAGGCUACGGAACGGUUGUGCUUCACAGUUUGGAUGCAUCAGUAUGCAGCGUUCUUUUUGUUCCAGAUGCUGCACACAACCUAUUUAGCGCCUCGCAGCUGACUGAACAGGACAUAGAUGUUUCCUUCAAGAAGAGGAAGUGCACCAUCACCAAGAAAGAUGACUUUGUAUUGCAUGCUGAUUAUGUUGAUCAUUUGUUUGUAUUACAUUAUGAUGAUUCUGUUGAUGUUGUGCAGGAUGAAACUUGUAUUGCAAAUACUAAGGUUUUGCAUGCAGGAUGUAUUCAUGAUUAUCACAGGAAACUUGGUCAUUUAAACUUCGAGGCAGUUUCCAAAAUGCCUGCCUUAGUUGAAGAUAUGACUAUUAAACGCUGCAGGUACCACAUGAAAUGUAAGGAAUGCGCAGCAAACAAGGUCAAAAUUACUGCGAAAGGUAAGGUAUCUAGUAGACAAGCUACAGAACCAUACCAGGUAGUGCAUGCUGAUCUCGUUGGUCCACUAACACCCCCUUUGGGUGAAGCCAGGUACUUCAUGGUUCUCAUUGAUUCAUAUUCCAGAUAUAUUCAUGUGUUCAAUCUCAAGCAGAAAUCAAAAGCAUUUCCUAGGUUCAAGGAAUUCUGUGCUUGGUUGAAAAAUGUGCAUGAUAAACAGGUGAAAUGUUUAUUUACAGAUCGAGGGUGAGAAUUCACUUCUCAAAAGUUUUAAGCUUUUCUGACUGAGAAAGGAAUUCAACAUGACCUUUCAAGUCCACGGUCUCCUUGGAUGAAUGGACUUUGUGAAAGGGUAAUUCAAACAUUACUUCAAGGCUUGAUAACCUUGCUGCAUGACGCCAAUCUUACAGAGUUAUUGGGCAGAAGUGCUCAGCUGUUUUGUUUAUACUUAUAAUCGCAUAUUGUCAUCACCGAUUGGUUGUACCCCCUAUGAAAAGAUGUUUGGCAAGAAACCAUACAUCAAGCACAUGAGAAUUUUUGGUUCUGACAUGUGGGUUCACACACCACAAAGCUCCAAGUUAGGCAAACGUGGUUUGCAUGGUAUCUUUCUAGGAUAUCAGAAAGGUUCUUACAGAGUAAUGAUGACUGACUCUAAUACAGUUAGGCUCACUAGAAGUGUUGAGUACAAUGGCAAGUAGGGGGAGAAUGUGGGAAUUUUCCAAUGUUAUCCUGAUGACAGUGAAGAGUCUGAGGAUAAACAGCAGCAAAGCCCCACACUCACUGAUGAAGGUUCUGAUUCUGAAUCUGAAACUGACUCAAAUGACUCAGAGGAUUUCAAGAGUGCUAAGGCCUCUCUGCGACCCUCUGAAGGCUCUGAUCGAGAAUUGGAGGAACCACUGUUCACUAUAGGCAGUGGGUUCUGCUUAACUGGAGGUUUUUAAGCAGAGGUUGGAUGGCUCUAGUUGAGAUUUCUGCAUUGCAGAGGUUUGAACUAGAUUACUCUUGGGGUUCCUUCCAACUCUUCAAUUUUACAAUUCUGUGACUAUGAAUUGCCAGAAGCUUGGUGGUUUUUUCCUCUGAGUUCAUUUCCACCUGUGCACAAGAUCCUUUCUCUAUCUCUGCCAUAUGUUGAUCAGUAUUUCCCCCCAAAGGUCCUGUGAAUUCUUUAGUCUGGUCUUUCUCUGAUCCAUUUUCAUUCACCAUUCUGUGCAUCUCAUCUUUGAGCUCUUGCAAUUGCUCAUCCAAUAAUUGUGGGAUGAUACUAACAAUCAAUGGUGCAUUCAGCCGUGUCUUUGCCAUAUUGAGUUCUGUUCAUCACUCCCUUAGCAGCCCCUGCUUUGAAAACUUGUGUCUGUCCCUUUAGGUAAACAGUGCAUUCCAUUCCAACGGUUUGAGGUUGAAUUCCAACAAGACCGAAGUAUUGUUUUUGCAGAACAGGGGAAGCUAGCCAGAGUGGCUAGGGGCAACCCAGUCAGAUGGGCGACACAUAAAUAAUAAAUUGCAAUUAUAUUAUUAUUCCCAUGCUAAUGGGUUCAAUCUCACUGAAGGGAUGGAGAGUUAAAAGUAAUAUAAGAUGAAGAUUUUAAACUAACCAGAUCAUCCCAAUCAUCCGAUAAUUUAAGAUAAGCUUUUUUGCUUUGUUUUUCAGCCUCUUAAAUAAUGCCUCUUCUUACACCAGCAGCCAAUUUGCAUUCUGGAUAAGAAUUAAUUAAUAAGAAGUAAUUGGCAGAUAGAUCAGCCAAGUCUUAAUUGAGGCCAAUUGCAAAGGAAACUAAAAUGGAGGUUUUUCUGAGCAGAAGACUUACCCUGAGGGCUAUUAUGGGGUAUCUGGGCACAAUGGUGGUUCCUCUGUCUAAGACGCUCCUUGCAUGCCCUAUUUCAUCACCAAAGACAUAUCAUCAAAUACAUUUCUAAAUUUAUCCCAAAAUAAAUAAGUUUUUUGUAAUUAAUUUUUUAAUCCAAUAACUGUAUCACAAAUUUUGAAGAACUGAAAAAUCUGAAGGUUAAGCAUGUUCCAGUUCACAGGCAAGGCCAGGUCACACUAGAAUUGAGAGAAAUCAAAUUCCUUGAGCAUUCUUAAAGUCUUUAGGGGCUUGGGAAUUGCAACUUAUUUUAGCCAUGACGGUCACGAAUGGAGGAACUCAGCUCUCUCCUCACUGCAGAUCAACCUACACUUGUUUUGAUUAUCAUGAAAAUGCUGUGACCGCCACAUUUUCAUGACAAAUAUAUUAUCAAUCUUUUGGGGUUUUUUAAAGGGUUGCCAUGAUGAGCCUCCAUUUCACCCAAUGUUUCACAAGGUCUCCGAAGUCAUACCUGCACACUUGGCCUCUUCCAUUGCAUCUCAGGUCAGUUCUUCCACAGUGGGCCUGUCCGGUUCAAGGAACAGGAGGGAGACACUUGAAGCUCCCACAUCAUUAUGCCUGGAGGAAGUUUCUUUGUUUGAAACUGUUAAUUGCCCCAAGUGCACUGGCACAAAGGAAGUCAAUAUGUGCAUUACAUAAAAUAAAUACAUUGGGCUGUAUCCAAGGCUGCCAUUUUGGUCAUGCACAGACCUCUGCUUGCACAAUGAAGCUUAUCCCUCUUCUCCUCACUGCACCCCUCUUAGCACCCUCAAAGUCUGUUCCAGAGGGUAUGGGGAUCCUCUGGAGCAGAUUUGGGGGCUGUGCAGGAGAGAGGAAGGAAGCAGCAGUCAGUCUCAAUGCACAAGAAGCUCUCCACUGGAAACAACCUUUCGUAGGGACCCUGCUCUGUAACUUCUCUAGGCAAUUGGCAAAUCGACAGUUGCUGACGUCCUUUGCAACCCUUUCUUAAUCUUUCAACAGGCUAUGGAAACCUCUGUCCCCAAACGAAAGAAGGUCAGCUCUUUUGUGUUCUUUUUGCUCUCUUUGGAAUCCCCUUCAACCUCAUCUGCUUUAACUAUAUUGGCACUUCAAUCUCAAGACUCUUCGAAAGCUGUGCAGAGAAAGUGUAUGGGAAAGGAAAGAAGGUAAUUCAGCUACUUUAUCUGGAGAUAAUGUCUAAUCUUACCAAUCACAAGACUGAGGCCGACAUAGACUGCUAUAGACAUAGACAGCACUCAGGUCCUGUUUGCAGGUUUCCUGUGGGCAUCUGGUCAGCUUUCAUGAGAACAGGACCCUCAACUAGAUGGGCCCUUGCCUGAUCCAACAGAUCUCUUCUUCUAUUAUAUUGCAUAUACAUAUGCAUAUCUGAUUAGCUGCCUCUAUAAGAGGUGGAACACAAGGAUAAAUUAGACAUGUGCAUUAUGCCAUCUGAGGAAGAUAAACUUGAACUGUGCCUUCAAUUAGGAAUGAAAUACCACCGUAGAGCUUGGCCACCAUGAAUUGUGACAUCAGCAGGAAAUUGUGCUCCAGAUGAAGUUUAAUGGGUGGAAUUAUUAUUAUUUAUCUGUUAACGCAGCCUAAAAUAACAGUGCAUGGCUGAAGGUCAAGAGGACUGAACUCUGUUGCAUCAAACCUGCCUUUUUUCUUUUCUUUUCUUGCUUUAUCUUUCAGCAAUCAGCAAGAUACAUUUUCGUGUUCGUGGUUAUGGGAAUUCUAAUGUUUCUUAUUUUGCCAUCAUUCUUCUUUCAAUGGAUGGAGGGCUGGGCUUAUUAUGAAGCUAUCUAUUUUACAUUUGUUACACUCAGCACCAUUGGUUUUGGAGACUAUAUAAUAGGUAAGGCUUUCAAAAUACUUUGAUAUUGUGGGCUUAACUGAUUGUACAGAUAAAGCGAGGUCAUUUGUGGCCUCAAGGUACUGGUGGCAGUAAUAGGCAAACUGUCCCCAAUCCCAUCCCCACUAAUUCCCCUGCCGCACCACCCAUUAUUCCACCACGCAGCACAAAACCUCCAGAUUAAAACCUGGCAAACCAAAGGCUUAUAUUGCCUAAUAGACUUCUAGAAAAAUAACAAACCCUUGUCAACACAAGAAAUACAAGACAAACUAGAAGACACCCAAAUGCCCUGGUUAACACAUCACCAAUUGCAUACCCUCUUAAACAAUCCAGCAGUAAAAUCAACAGCAACUAGGCCUCUGACAACCUUCAAAACCUCCUUCUAACAACAAAGGGACAGGUAGAGGAAUGGUAUCCAGAAUAUACAAAAUACUACUAUAAAAUCCCACGAACUCCCUAGACGCAAUCAAAAAACAAUGGGAGGAUGACGUAGGCUAUGUGAUUAACCCCACUCAAUGGAACAAAAUGUGUUCUAAACCCCCCUUUAAAUCCAUAUCAACAAAAAGAAAAGAUCUCACCCUGAAACUCACCUACAGGUGGUACCUAACACCAAGAAAACUAGCUAAUAUGCCCAGGAACCUCACCAAAAUGCUGGAGAGGGUGCACAUCCACAGGCACAUACCUCUACAUGUGGUGGGAGUGCCCUAAAACCCAACUAUUCUGGACAAGAACCAUACGAGAGAUAAGUAAAAUAACCAAGCAGGUAUUAGAAACCACCCCAGAAUUAGCCUUACUAAACAUCUUCCAAGACAAUAAUGCCCACUUACACCGCAAAGAACUCAUAACCCACCUACUUUAAGCAUCCAGAAGCAUCAUAGCCAGACACUGGAGAGACCUGUCAGGAGUAAGCAUGGACCAAUGGUACCAAAUAGUAUGGGAAACAGCCUGACUAGAAAAAUUAUCCAAUAAACUGAAACUGACAAGGGGACAAAUAGAAGAAGACACCUUCAACCCGGUAUGGCUCCCCUUUAUCACGUACACAGCCCAACAAGACAAUGACAAAAACCCAUCAACAGCAUACAAAUCAAUAUGGCUAACCUGAUCCAAAACACCCACCCACCCCACUCACACAUGAAAACAAAGAGCACCACAGCCAACCUCAAAUGAAUAACCACAUCCUAGGCCAACCCCAACCUCUCUCACCACCAAAGGAACACAAGUGAACAGCAAAGAACCUGCUCAAGCAAUGCUGACACCAAACCCCACAUAUAUUAAGUAAAAUAGAAACGUCGCCACCCGACCCCAACCCCACUCAUCUUCCUCCCCUUUUCUUCCUAAUGUCUCAACAAAUGAAACUGAUUUGUAAAAAUGUUACAUGGAAAAAAUACGAGAGAGAGACAUUGCACACACUUUUGUAAAUCAAUAAAGUCUUUAAUUAAAAAAAGGGGGGGAAGGUACUGGUGGCAACCAAUCUGCUGUACUGAAGAAUAUGAAAGCUCAGUUCAGGUUUCAUAAGAAAUGAUGACUUGCAAUGAUUAUAAUCUGGAACCCAAACCAUAUUUUAAGUUUCUCAAGUACAGACCCUCCAAGUAUCCCUAUUUUCCAGGAACAGUUCUGGAUUUACAGAAGCCAUCCCAAAGAGUACUCAUCAAUGGUUCCUCAACAUCCUGGAAAAAAGUGACAAGUGGUGUGCCACUGGGUUCUGUUCUGGGCUUGUUGUUGUUCAAUGUCUUUAUAAAUGCUUGGCUGAAUGAACUGAGAGGAUGCUUCUCAAAUGUACAGAUGACACCGAACUCGGAGGGGUAGCUAAUGUCACAGAAGACAGAAUCACAAUUCAAAAUGACCUUAACAGAUUGGAGAACUGGGCACAAGCUAACAAAAUACAUUUCAAUAGGGACAAAUGUAAGGUUCUGCGCUUAGUCAAGAAAAACCAGCUGCACAAAUAUAGGAUGGGGGACACCUGGCUUACUUGCAGUACAUGCAGAAAGGAUCUAGGGGUCUUGGUGGACCACAAGCUUAACAUUAGUCAACCGUGUGAUGCAGCAGUGUGUGUGUGUGUGUGGGGGGGAGCUAACUCUAUUCUCGGCUGCAUCUGUAGAAGUAUAGUGUCCAGAUCAAGGGAAGUAAUAGUACCACUCUAUUCUGCCUUGGUCAGAACACACCUAGAAUACCGUGUCCAGUUCUGGGCACCACAGUUUAAGAAGGCUGUUGACAAGUUGGAGCAUGUGCAGAGAAGGGCAGCCAAGAUGAUCAAGGGUCUGGAAACCAACCCUUAUGAGGAAUGGUUGAAGGAGCUGGAUAUGUUUAGCCUGGAAAAGAGGAGGCUGAGAGGAGACAAGGUAGCCAAUCUCAAAUAUAUCAAGGGCUGUCACAUGGAAGAGGGAGCAUGCUUGUUUUCUCUUGAUCUUUAGAGUAGUAUAAUGAUCUCAGGCAGUCAGAUGGCUCCAGUAUGCAGUAACGAGCCUCUGGAAAAUUCAUGUACCUUUAUUUACAGGUCAAAGAAACAAAGCGCGGCACACACCAAUCAUUCUCUGGUAAUCAGGUGCUCAGUCUGAGUUUCUGUUCCUCAGACAACACAAGGUUUGACAAUGUCUGGCCCUGCUCCUCUGACCCUUACAUAGCCUUCUCACCCUCUCCUCCCUCCUGCUGUGAGGAGACCAUAGGAACUCCCUCUUUUUGUUCUCCACUGAAGAUUCCCCUGAAUUCUCUUGCCUUCAUGUUUGCCUAGUAACCUCAAGUUGUCUCUCCCUUGGGUCUCAUUCUCUGUUACUCUGCCAACUUUGUAAGACUGAGAAGGAAGGGGGUCAAGUUAACCCACUCCUGUCUUGCCUGUGAUUGUGUUCUCUCAUUGUCCAAGUCAGACCCCUCCCAUUCGUCUGACCCUGCUAGAUCCCUGACAAGUAGGACUCAAGCCAAUGGCUUCAAGUUGCAAGAAAGAAGAUUCGGACUAAACAUUUGGGGGAAAUUGUGACAGUCAGAUCUGUUCGGCAGUGGAACAGACUCCCAUGAGAGGUGGUGGACUCUCUUUCCCUGGGGUAUUUUAAGCAGAGGUUGGAUGGCCAUCUGUCAUGGAUGCUUUAGCUGAGAUUCCUGCAUUGCAGAGGGUUGGGCUGGAUGUAUCAAACAUAAAAGAAAAGAAAAUGCCCAGUAUGUUUUCCUGGACAGUGAUUUUGCACCUUUCUCUUGGUUGGAACUGCAACUUCACCCCCAUUGUUCAGCCCGGACACUGAGGUCCAUCUCCGUGGGCCUUCUGAUGGGUCCCUCACUGCAAGAAGUGAGGUUACAAGGAACCAGGAAGAUGUCAAGGAGAUAAAGAACUACACAACCUUUAGAAGACAUCUGAAGGCAGCCCUGUAUAGGGAAACAAAAUACAGUGGUACCUCGGGUUAAGUACUUAAUUCGUUCCGGAGGUCCGUUCUUAACCUGAAACUGUUCUUAACCUGAAGCACCACUUUAGCUAAUGGGGCCUCCUGCUGCUGCUGCACCACUGGAACCCGAUUUCUGUUCUUAUGCUGAAGCACUAUUUCUGGGUUAGCGGAGUGUGUAACCUGAAGCGUAUGUAACCUGAAGCGUAUGUAACCCGAGGUACCACUGUAAAAAAAUUCCUUCCAGUAGCACCUUAGAGACCAACUAAGUUUGUUAUUGGUAUGAGCUUUCGUGUGCAUGCACACUUCUUCAGAUGUAUAUCAAUAACAAACUUAGUUGGUCUCUAAGGUGCUACUGGAAGGAUUUUUUUUAUUUUGUUUCGACUACGGCAGACCAACAUGGCUACCUACCUGUAAAUGUACAGUGAAGUUUGUAAUGUUGUAUGUUUUAUAAUGUUUUGAUAUAUGCUGGAAGCCUCCCAGAAUUCCUGGGGAAGCCCAGUCAGAUGGAUGGGGUACAAAUAUUAUUAUUAUUAAGCAGGAAGUUAUAGGAUGUGCACAGAUUGGGAAUGUGGUAGGGCAACCACCCCAAAGCUUUUGCAGGCCAAAACAGCAUCAUGUGCCCAAACCAUCACGAAUAGGCAAUAAUAAGGACAUUGGCAGUUUCCUGUGUUCGUCUUCCCACAAUUCAGUGGCAGAAAUGUCUUUUAAAUGUAUGGUGUGAAUGUGAGCUAACGAAGUUUAGAUAAACUGAAUUGGUGAGUCCUUUAAAUCACCUCCUCACACAUUCUUGUUGCUUUUCUCUGUGUCUCCAGGGAUUAAGCAGGACAGGACGUAUUUUCCGGGCUACCGGGUGCUCGGAGCCGCUUGGAUCGUCGUUGGUCUGGCCUGGAUAGCUGUGCUCUUUCAACGGGUAUCUUCAUUCCUGGCACCUGUGGAUCCAAAAGCAAGCUCACCUAAAAAGAGUAAACGGUGA
This is a messenger RNA of Podarcis lilfordi (Lilford's wall lizard), 21364 nucleotides long. The record is from the annotation of a GenBank genome assembly. Lineage: Eukaryota; Metazoa; Chordata; Lepidosauria; Squamata; Lacertidae.